AAGUCUGACAAAAGGGAAAAUAUCAUCAUGAUCGCUAGCGAGCCACUCACCUUUGAAAAAGCUGACUGGAUGGAGAUAAAGACAAAUACUUUAGUUGGUGCGUAAGAACUUUUUGUCCAUGUGAGCUUCAAUAUAAAGCAUGACGAUCAUUUGUUUUCAGUCAUCACGCCGAAAAUGAACAUCCUCCAGAUUCCAAUUAUCGAUGAGUUCUCGUCAUCGUCCAACUUGAAGAAACGCACCGUCGAGUUCGCCGCAGAGAAGGGAUUUUGGACUGAAAACCCACGGAAAACGCACAUGGGAUCUCCUGAAUCAGGCCACGAAAUUCGACAGAAUUAUCAGCAGCGGAUCACGGGCCCAUUACAAGUUCAGAACCCGCAAGCAGUGAUACACAAUAUGUCUGAAGGAGUCUGCUUUGUGACUAAGCGCGAGAAUCAGGACGAUAGUCGUGAUGACGUCCCCCAAUGUCCCAUCGACAUAGAACACUCCGAUAGUUCUGUAACAUUUGUGUCAUCCAUGCUAAUUACACACUGUGCAUCCAUUCGAAAUUGCGUUAAACUCUAUGUACAAUACGUCUACCAAUUUCCAAGGCUGGUUACCUCGCCUCUGCGUCCCUUCCCUACACCUAACAGCUCUUUCAUGCCGGCGACACACUUGCUGAGCGCGGCCUUCCAUGUCUGCUCCUUCCCAAUAUCUUCCGCAGAAGUGCUGGGUUUGAGAAAGUACCCUGCACUUCAACAAAAACAACAUCAUGAAAUUGCUGUGGGCUAAGGGAUGGACGACGAUCAAUUCGCGUUAUCGUGAGAUGAGGGACCGAAGCAAUCUUGGCAAGGACGCGGAGAGGGAAGGAUUAGGUAGGACCCUGCUGGGUGUGGUUUACAAAUAUCAUCCAGCUGAAUGCGAAGGAGGGAUCGAUAUUGCAGUGGGGGCCGGAUGUCGAGUGGCAAGGGCUCAUCGGCACUGUCAUGGAAUAACAGAAAGCGUGUCUG
Messenger RNA from Cantharellus anzutake, 986 nucleotides. RefSeq lists its product as uncharacterized. The transcript has 3 exons. Bases 175 to 768 code for a protein of 197 amino acids. Lineage: Eukaryota; Fungi; Basidiomycota; Agaricomycetes; Cantharellales; Hydnaceae. The record is from RefSeq and is a predicted model, not a curated record.